Messenger RNA from Asterias rubens (European starfish), 3369 nucleotides. RefSeq names its product monocarboxylate transporter 12-like. NCBI's taxonomy places the organism in Eukaryota, Metazoa, Echinodermata, Asteroidea, Forcipulatida, Asteriidae. The record is from RefSeq and is a predicted model, not a curated record. Gene Ontology annotation, molecular function: monocarboxylic acid transmembrane transporter activity. The coding region runs from base 562 to 1947 and encodes 461 amino acids. The transcript has 4 exons. Gene Ontology annotation, biological process: transmembrane transport; monocarboxylic acid transport.
AUAUCACCAACUCCGCGUCAAGCUUUAGCGACGACGGACGAGAGAGCAUGCAGUGUACAUGUACGUUAUGCAUGCGUGUAUGUGUAUGCUGGUACUCAGUUAUUUUUGCAUUGGCUUAACACAGCGACGUGAAGAGUACCAGUUAUAUAGUGAGUAGAGUAGAGUAGAAUCCUACUCGUACAUGUACCAUAGGAAAUCUCUUCGCAUAUCUUGCACCAAUUGUAUAUGCCAGAAUGACGUCCGCUGGCCCCCACGAUUAUUUUCACGUAUUUUCACUGCGUCUGCGUUGAGUUAUCUAUGCGCUAUACGAUCUCUUUGGUGUAUACACACAAAUUUCAUUUUGUCCGUCACAAGGUCACGCAGCUAGCUCCACGCUCCAGGCUACUUCUUCAAAGGAAGCCCUUGAAAGCUGCAAAUUUGCAUAUAGUGCACCACCAGUAGGUGUGCUCAUGGGGGUCAUUCGUCGGGCCUCAUCUCGUUACCAUUCUCUGUUAAAAAAUGUACUCUCAUCUGAUUCAGCAGCUCUCUAAAGGAUGAAAUAUAAGGCUACAGUCAGUUUGCAUGAAACCGAAAGCCAGAUUACUUAAGCAUCACCUCCUCAUUUUGGGACUAGGAAUAAUGUUCCGAUUCUUAAGAAGUUAUUUCAAUGAGAUUGUAAAAGAAGGUGAAAACAUCGGAUGCAUCGCCGUGUUUGGAAUGUUUACUAUAAACAUGAUCUGGAACGGUGUAAUAAAGAGUCUGGCUGUGAUGCUACCGACUCUACAGGAACAGUUCGGUGCUUCAACGUGGCUGGUUGGGUGGAUGAUAGCUUUAAUAGACGGCACUUGUGACCUAGCAGCUCCGUUUGCACCAAUAUUAAGGGAUGCGUUUGGAGUCAGAAUGGUCAUCAUGGUCAGCGGUGUGGCAAUGUGUGCAUCGCUUAUCUGUUCAGCUUUUUCAACCAGUUUGUCAACAAUGGCUGUCGUUCUGACAGUUAUUGGAGGACCCACACUUGGGAUUGCCAGUAUCAUAACCAGGGAUCUGAUUGGUCGAUGUUUCGACAAACACUACUCCACUGCGUUAGGCAUAACUGGUGUAGGUGGCUCUUUGGGGUACAUUAUUUUUGCCCCUCUGACGCAAUUCCUCUUGGACCUCUAUGGUUGGAGAGCAACGAUGAUGCUACUUGGUGCACUGUUCUUCAAUCUCACCGUGUGUGGCGCUCUAAUGAAAUCACGAGAUGGAGGCUACAAGGCGGUCGACAAUGGAAAACAGAGUGUUGUAGAUGAUCAAGAUAACGGAGCAAGUCGACAAAGUCGAUCAUCUCAUCGUACUUCCAUUUGUAACUUAAUCGCCAUGAAUCUACCUCUGGACUUAUUCACAUCAGUCCGUUACUGGCUUAUAACAUUCGCCUCUGUCAUGUUUUUUUUCUGUAUGUAUGCGUGGUUGAUCUACUUUGUACCACACGUCACUAUGUCAAAGGGAUUUUCGCCCACCGAUGCUGCUAACUUCGUUUUAGUUUUUGGUGUUGGAAAGAUGUUAGGGCAUUUACUCGUUGGUCAAGCCGUUUCUGCUUGUGACAAGAUUGGUCUAGAUGCUAAUGUGUGUAUGUUGAUAUCACUUGGUGUGAUGUCCACUUACUAUUUCAUUGAUCCAUGUUUGAUAAUUAGCUGGGCGAUUUAUGUCAGUGUAUUCAUUUAUGGAUGUUUCCAUUCCUUCACGUAUACACUGUUUGACGUCAUCACAAAAGAAGCGAUCGGAGCGGAUCAGUUGGGAAGCGCCUUCGGAUGGAUUGCGUUCAAAUGUGGUGCGAUGAGAUCUGCAUUGCUUUUCUUUCCAGGUUUGGUGUUUGAUACACUCGGUAGCUACACCUUAGCAUUCCUCAUCAUGGGUGGAAUGAACUUACUGAGCUUCUUUGCACUGCUCUACCUGAUGUGGUUAAAAAGACACCGUCUAGAAACUGGCAUUUAAAUAGCUUGAACUUCCAAUGCUUAAACCCUCCCAAAUGGUCUGCAGCCAGUAGAUCAAAAACAUAUUUUAAUUAUCAACUUUUUUUCUUUUUUUUGGCAAAAACAUGUGAAAACCUUUAAAUUUCUAUCCGCUGACAGGCCCGAUCGACAUGGUCUGUGCAAACAAAUACUAUAGUUUUACAGUGUAGAAACAUACGAAACAAAUGUUAAAAAUUAAAACAAGUAAUUUGUUUUCGAAACAGCAUUGGUGUACCUCUUUUACUUAGAGAAUAUUCAGAUAUAACUCGGCCGAAUUUUCAAGAACAUCCCGUUAAACACAAUGUCACGCACCAUAUUACCACCACGGGCCCACCAGUGAAUGCACGUCCCCGACGAUUGGCCUCAGACAAGUUACAUAUAGCCAAAGCAGAAUUUAAUCACAUGCUUGACUUGGGAAUAAUCCGUCCCUCAAAAAGCCCAUGGUCUUCACCUUUGCACAUGGUACCUAAGAAAAAUGGCGAUUGGAGACCUUGCGGUGACUAUCGUGCUUUAUAUAAUGCCACAACACCUGAUAGGUACCCGAUUCCCCACAUUCACGAUUUUGCAGCAACCUUACAUGACAAGAAGAUUUUCAGUAAAGUUGACCUAGUCAAGGCUUACCACCAGAUACCUGUUGAACCCGAAGAUAUACCAAAAACGGCAAUAACUACACCUUUCGGCCUUUUUGAAUAUAUAAGAAUGCCAUUCGGGUUAAGAAAUGCUGCGCAAACAUUUCAAAGAUUUAUCGAUCAAGUAUUACACGGCUCGGAUUUCACCUAUGCUUAUAUUGACGAUUUGUUGAUUGCGAGUGAAAAUGAGCAACAACAUGAAUAUCAUCUUAGACUACUUUUUGACCGCUUACGAGAAUACGGGGUGGUAAUCAACCCUAGUAAAUGCGAAUUCAAAGUAACUAGUCUUGAUUUCUUAGGCCACCAUAUUGACUGUCAUGGUAUCAAACCUUUGGAAAAUAAGGUGAACUUAAUCCAAGACUUUCCAGUACCAAAUUCACUCCGCAAAUUGAGAGAAUUUCUGGGAUUGAUCAAUUUUUAUCGGCGUUUCAUCCCACAUUGCGCUGAUAUUUUGCAACCCUUGACUGACAUGCUGUCUUGCAAGUCAAAAGACAAAGCGAUUUCACUGACCGAAUGUGAAUUGGCAUCUUUCCAAAGAGCAAAAUCUACUCUAGCUGAAGCUACUAUGUUAGUACACCCAGCUGUAGACACCAAUACAUGUGUACACUGCAGAUUGAGGACAUACUUUUCAUACUAAUUUACUAUCCAAUGGAGGACAUUGCCAAAAGUCGAAUGGUACCUAUCGAUGUGAGGACAUAACACAUGAAUCCUUUUUCUUGCGGUUCACUAAUGUGAAUGUGUAUACUGGCCUUAUAGGAAAUGUUUUGGGGGUGGUA